AUGUCUGUAAAUGCUGUUGCAGAUGCCGGAGAUGUCCUUAUCGCUGCCUACCUCUGCACGUUCUUCCAAAAUUUUCGCACUGGUUUCCGGAGGCCUGAUACCGUGCCAGAUAAGCUGAUCCCUCUUACCAUCAGUAAUGGUCUGCUCAUCAGCGUUUGUGCGUCCUUCAUUUCUAUUUCAGUAUGGCCCGAUACCUUCAUCUACAUUGCCGCAUUGCCUUCUAUGUCUGUCUGGGUCGUCGGAAUCAAUCAUGUCACUGGCAGUCCACAGAGGGCGAGUGCCGCGAUUUUUUUUUGGUACGAGCGCGUUGCUCGUGUACGAUUUGCGGAUCAUAACAACAUUUCGAUCAAGCUUGAUGCCAUGCGGCAGUUCGCUCCAAAUGAGAAUUCAUCUGCACUGGAUCUUUUGAAGCUCUGA
Molecule: messenger RNA, 417 nt
Organism: Suillus discolor
Lineage: Eukaryota; Fungi; Basidiomycota; Agaricomycetes; Boletales; Suillaceae
Exons: 4
Coding region: 1-417 (138 amino acids)
Source: RefSeq, a predicted model, not a curated record